AUGGACUCUGGUGAUGAGCGAGAAGAACAUUCCCGAGCCACCGCCUCUGCUCCCACACCUCGCGGGCCCACUCAGGCACAGCUCGAGCGGUCUAAGAUGCCCUCGAAGAUGCCGGAGUUGAGGUCCCGGAGGGAUGCCGGCAUCGUUGUGCCGGAGGGGGUUCUGCCCCCGACAAGGGUGCUCACCGAAGCCCAGAGGCUAAGGAAGAGAGAGCUCCGGCGCGAGCUGGAGCGUCUCAAGGCACUGGAACAGGAGUACCGGGAGGAUUACAAUGUGAAGAUGGACGAGUGGUCUACCUCCCGGAAAGAGCUAGAGGAUCAACUUUCAGCGCUGGACCAGGCAUACUUAACCCCAUUAUCGAUGCCCUCGAGGAUGCUGGUGUAG
Aspergillus luchuensis is the source of this 384-nucleotide messenger RNA. RefSeq lists its product as uncharacterized. The record is from RefSeq and is a predicted model, not a curated record. NCBI's taxonomy places the organism in Eukaryota, Fungi, Ascomycota, Eurotiomycetes, Eurotiales, Aspergillaceae. The transcript has 4 exons. The coding region runs from base 1 to 384 and encodes 127 amino acids.